AAAUUUCCGGCAGAGACUGCUGUUUUUGAUUGGCUGCAACUCAAACCUACAUGCAAAUCAGCCAACGCCAGCGACAAGGCAGGAGAUCAAUACAGGUUUACGGGGCACAGAGAAUGCAUUCAGCCCGUGCACGCUCAGGGAAAACCACCGCUGAACAAAGCCUGAAGAUUAUACCUUCUGCACGUCCACUGGCACUUCUGCAAACAGCAGUGAGGCAAUUAAGUUUGUGUUCUUUUUUUAUGAACCCAGAAUGAGCAACAAAGACGACAUUACGAAGUGUCCCCCAGCCCCGAUAUCCAGCUUCACCAUACAGUCCAUCCUUGGGACCUCGUCGAAGGAAGAACGCACAGGUUGCAAAGACAAUGCAAAAGUAAAUGCCAGGAAGCGAUGUUUGUCCGAUUCCUCGGAUGAAGAGUUAACCAAGGAAGGAUACAAAGAUCGAGACUGCUUCUGUUCCGACUCUGGCCCCGGAGAACCUUGUCGCAGACACCAGACUAUCAGCUACACGUGUGUGAAUAAUUCUAAAGGAGUUGGCACCGCGGGGCAGGAGAGCACGGAGAGGAGACAGCAGUACCUGUCGCAAGAUGGUCAGAUUUACAAGGAAGAAAAGGAGAAAAACUGCAUGCAGACAUCAUCAGAUAGACAGAGGGAGACGGACAGACAAGGGAAUCCGGCCAAAAAGAAGACUCGUACGGUUUUCUCCCGGAGCCAGGUCUACCAGCUAGAAUCCACGUUCGACAUGAAACGUUACCUGAGCAGCUCGGAAAGAGCUUGCCUCGCCACCAGCCUCCAGCUCACAGAAACGCAGGUCAAAACCUGGUUCCAGAACCGCAGGAAUAAAUGGAAGCGACAGCUCUCAGCAGAACUCGAGGCGGCCAAUAUGGCCCACGCGUCAGCGCAGACUCUAGUCGGAAUGCCUCUAGUCUUCAGAGACAACUCGCUUUUGAGGGUUCCCGUACCCAGAUCAAUUGCGUUCCCAGCUCCUUUGUACUAUCCAGGCAGCAACAUUGCAGCUCUUCCCUUCUACAAUCUCUACAACAAAAUUGAAUACUGACAUUUUCUGUCCACGUCUCUUUAUAAUUGUUUAACAAUUAAAGUGUAUAUUUAUAUAAUAUCCGUAUCUGUUUAAAAUAUAUCUUUCUUAUAUGCAAUCACUUGCAUAAUUAUAAAGACAUCGUGCUUCUCUAUAAAUUGUAUUAAAUAUACAGUGUAUAUAUGGA
Messenger RNA from Amblyraja radiata (thorny skate), 1220 nucleotides. It is a transcript of the gene hmx2, whose product is annotated as H6 family homeobox 2. The record is from RefSeq and is a predicted model, not a curated record. Gene Ontology annotation, cellular component: nucleus. Gene Ontology annotation, biological process: regulation of transcription by RNA polymerase II. The coding region runs from base 251 to 1054 and encodes 267 amino acids. Lineage: Eukaryota; Metazoa; Chordata; Chondrichthyes; Rajiformes; Rajidae. Gene Ontology annotation, molecular function: RNA polymerase II transcription regulatory region sequence-specific DNA binding; DNA-binding transcription factor activity, RNA polymerase II-specific. The transcript has 2 exons.